Molecule: messenger RNA, 3558 nt
Organism: Musa acuminata AAA Group (dessert banana)
Lineage: Eukaryota; Viridiplantae; Streptophyta; Magnoliopsida; Zingiberales; Musaceae
Product: villin-2-like
Exons: 23
Coding region: 310-3177 (955 amino acids)
Biological process (GO): cytoskeleton organization; actin filament severing
Molecular function (GO): actin filament binding
Source: RefSeq, a predicted model, not a curated record
CCUCUCGAUCGCUCGCGGGUAUUCGCAGGUACGCCGAUCCUCCCUCCGCCUCCACUCUCUGCUCUUAUUCCUCUGAUCCGGCUUCGUGUGGGUCGAUCGCCUCGCGGUUGGCUUCCGAUGCCGAAUCUUAAGCUUAUGCUCCCUUCCUUUUGAAUGAUCGGCCAUCUCGUCGGUCCUGAAAUCUGCAUCGCGAACUAGGAGUUAGAUCAGUGAUAACAUACCUUUCUUUCGUUAUCGAGUGUUUCGAGCAUAUUCUGAAACUGUGAGGACAUCUUUCUCUGUCAUUAUAAAAGGUCUCUUAAGUGUACAAUGUCCAGUUCUACAAAAUAUAUUGAUCCUGCAUUUCAGGGAGUCGGACAAAAAGUAGGAACAGAGAUCUGGCGUAUCGAGGACUUUCAACCGGUACCUUUACCAAAGUCUGAUUAUGGUAAAUUCCACUCUGGAGAUUCAUACAUAAUUUUACAGACAUCUUCUGGCAAAGGUGGUGCAUACCUGUAUGAUAUUCACUUCUGGAUUGGGAAGGAGUCAAGCCAAGAUGAAGCUGGGACUGCUGCAAUCAAGACAGUUGAACUUGAUGCAGUGCUUGGAGGUCGUGCUGUUCAACACAGGGAACUUCAAGGCUUUGAAUCCGACAAGUUCUUGUCAUACUUUAAACCUUGCAUUAUUCCUUUGGAAGGAGGAUUUGCUUCUGGAUUCAAAAAGCCUGAAGUGGAAAAGUUUGAAACACGACUAUAUGUAUGUAGAGGAAAACGAGUUGUCAGAAUGAAGCAGGUUCCAUUUGCCCGGUCAUCACUGAAUCAUGAUGAUGUGUUUAUCUUGGAUACUGAAAAGAAAAUAUAUCAAUUCAAUGGUGCUAACUCUAAUAUCCAAGAAAGAGCUAAAGCUUUAGAAGUAGUACAAUAUUUGAAAGACAAGUAUCAUGAAGGGACAUGUGGCGUUGCUAUCAUUGAUGAUGGAAAGCUGCAAGCCGAGUCAGACUCUGGUGAAUUUUGGGUUCUUUUUGGUGGCUUUGCACCAAUUGGCAAAAAGGUAGUCAAUGAAGAUGAUAUUAUUUUGGAAGCCAGUCCUGCAAAACUUUAUAGUAUCAACGAUGGUCAGUUAAAGUUGGAAGAGAAUACACUUUCUAAGGCAAUGUUGGAGAACUAUAAAUGCUAUUUACUGGAUUGUGGGGCUGAGAUAUUCAUUUGGGUUGGGAGGGUGACACAAAUUGAAGAGAGAAAAGCUGCCAGCAAAGCUGCUGAGGACUUCAUCAUCAAUCAAAACAGACCAAAAACUACGCGUAUCACUCAAGUUAUCCAAGGUUAUGAAACACAUUCAUUCAAGUCCAACUUUGAAUCAUGGCCAGCUGGUACAGUAACUGGAACAGGAACUUCUAGCGGAGAGGAGGGACGAGGAAAAGUUGCAGCUUUAUUAAAGCAACAAGGUGUUGAUCUUAAGGGAAUUUCAAAAGGCUCUCCUAUAAAUGAGGAAGUUCCUCCUUUGCUUGAAGGCGGUGGAAAACUUGAGGUUUGGCGCAUCAAUGGUAGUGCCAAGAACCCAGUUCCAAAGGAAGAGAUUGGUAAAUUUUACAGCGGAGAUUGUUAUAUUGUCCUUUAUACAUACCAUUCUAGUGAGAAGAAAGAGGACUACUUCUUAGCUUGUUGGAUGGGAAAGGAUAGUAUUCAGGAUGAUCAAAUGAUGGCGACUCGAUUGGCUAAUACAAUGUGGAGUUCCUUAAAAGGAAGACCUGUGCAGGGUCGCAUUUUUCAAGGGAAAGAACCACCACAAUUCAUUGCACUCUUUCAGCCAAUGGUUGUCUUGAAGGGUGGAAUCAGUUCCGGUUACAAAAAGUUCAUUGCAGAUAAGAACCUGAAUGAUGAAACAUAUACUUCUGAUGGCAUUGCACUAAUUCAAGUAUCUGGUACAUCAGUCCACAACAAUAAGGCAGUUCAAGUUGAUGCGGUGGCAACAUCAUUGAGUUCCACUGAUUGCUUCAUUUUGCAAUCUGGAAAUUCACUAUUCAUAUGGAGUGGAAGUUCAAGUACUUUUGAACAGCAACAGUGGGCUGCACGAAUUGCAGAACUUUUAAAGCCAGGUGUUACUCUGAAGCAUGUCAAAGAGGGAACAGAAAGCUCUGCUUUCUGGUUUGGUCUGGGUGGAAAGCAAGGUUUUACCAGCAAAAAGAUCACCCAAGAUAUCAUUAGAGAUCCUCACUUGUAUACUUUUUCAUUUAAGAAAGGAAAACUAGAGGUUACUGAGGUUUUCAAUUAUUCUCAAGAUGAUUUGUUAACAGAAGAUAUGUUGGUACUUGAUACACAUGCUGAGCUCUUCGUUUGGAUUGGACAGUCUGUGGAUUCCAAGGAGAAGCAAAAGGCAUUUGAUAUAGGGCAGAAGUACAUAGAGCUUGCCACAUCACUAGAAGGUUUAUCCCCAGAUGUACCACUUUAUAAAAUCACAGAGGGCAACGAACCUUGCUUCUUCACGACAUAUUUCUCUUGGGACAAUGCAAAGGCUAUGGUUCAAGGAAAUUCUUUUCAGAAGAAGCUAUUACAUCUAUUUGGUAAUGCUAUGCAUGCUUCAGAGUCCAAAGAUAAAUCUACAAGUGAUUAUCAUGGUGGACCCACUCAAAGGGCAUCAGCCCUUGCAGCAUUAUCAUCUGCGUUCAGUCCAUCUUCCAACACUAAAACAACAGCACCAAGGCCAUCACGACCAAGCCGAGGGUCACAGCGAGCGGCUGCUGUUGCUGCACUGUCUUCAGUUUUAACUGCUGAACAAAAGAAGGGAGAAUCAGAAACCUCCACAACAAGAUUCAGCAGAAGCCCUUCCCCUGGUCCACAUGUGACUGUAAACGAUUCUGCAAAGACUGAUAGUGGAGGUUCAGAGUUGGGGGCUUCCCUUGGGCUUUCACUGGAAACGGAAAUCACAGAAGGAGAUAGCACCAUAUCAGAGAGCACCAUUUCAGAUACGGAGGUGGCACAGGAUCCAGAGAUAGUUAAAAAUGGGGGUGAAACUGCCUUCGGCUACGAGCGCCUGAAAGCCAAGUCCAGCAAUCCUGUCAGAGGAAUUGACUAUAAACGAAGAGAGGCCUACUUGUCUGAUGAUGAGUUCCAGACAGUUAUGGGAAUAACUAAGAAGGCAUUCUAUCAACAACCCAAAUGGAAACAGGAUAUGCAGAAAAGAAAGAUGGAUCUCUUCUAAGCUUGUGCAUCCUGGAGUCACCAGACUCAUCCGGCUCAUUCUGCUGAGUAUCGCCACAAUCUGCUUGCUUUCUGGUUUGUUCAGUUCUUUUGUUGAUCUGCUGUCACACCAUGAGCUCUCUUGCUUUGCUAUUUGUUGAGGAGCAAUGCUUGUUUGUUGAGGUGCCAUUCUUUUAUUUGUAUUUAUCAUCCAAGUCGGGUUGCUUGAGUAAAUAGUUUUCGUGUGUAGUUUCUUACUAUGAGUGAUCUAUGUAUAGGUUGUGUUUGAUAGAUACGGACAGUGCUUAAGCAUGGAGGUAUUUGUCCAUCCUGUACUAAGUAUCUUAAACACGUUCCUGUUCUGUAACUCUUAUUGAUCUUUUAAUGUUUGUGUUUUGGCUAA